UCGUCUGGUUGAGCUCCAGCAGUGGUGUCCACUGAAAGUCGGAAGUUGGCUCUGAUAGUUAGUGAAAUUUGACAAAAUGGCAGAAGACAACACUUAUGAGUCUAUGCUCUGUGUAAAGCCCGAGGUCCAUGUGUACCGGAUCCCGCCGCGAGCUUCUAACCGUGGAUAUCGUGCUGCUGACUGGAAGCUGGAUGAGCCUGCAUGGAGCGGCAGGUUGAAAAUCACUGCGAAAGGCAAGAUGGCCUACAUCAAGUUAGAGGACAGAAACACAGGAGAGUUGUUUGCUCAAGCUCCAGUCGAACAGUACCCCGGGUGUGUAGUUGAGGCAGUCACAGACUCCAGCAGAUAUUUUGUGAUCCGGAUAGAAGAUGGCAAUGGGCGUCAUGCUUUCAUCGGUCUGGGUUUUGCUGAUCGUGGAGACUCAUUUGACUUCAAUGUAGCUUUACAAGACCAUUUCAAGUGGGUGAAACAAGAAGGUGAAAUCGCAAAACAGGAAGCUUCUCAGAGCGCAGCACCCAAACUGGACCUGAGCUUCAAAGAGGGACAGACUAUCAAGAUCAGCAUUGGGAACAUCAAGAAGAAGGAUGCAGGUGCUGCCAAACCGCGGCCCAUGGGUGGCGGUCUACUCCCUCCUCCACCAGGUGUCAAGGUUGGAGGUGUCAUACCACCUCCUGUGGCACAGCAGACAGUACCAGCUGCAGAAACUAACACUGCCACUCUUUUAGAUUUUGGCUCCCCCGCCCCUGCAGCCCAACCCAGCGCCGACGUGUGGGGAGAUUUCACAUCUGCAGGCUCCAACUCCAGUAAAGAUGCUGUCAAAUCAUCAGGAUGGGUGCAGUUUAGUUGAGUGGUGAGAAAACAUGCACACACUCAGGUUCCACACAUUCCACGGACAGGACGAUUGUGGCGAAAAGAAACUAAAAGAGAGGAACUGUUAGCGAACUUUUUGUUCUGGCUGCACUUGUUCUGUAAAGGAUAUGUUCAUGUAAACUAUAGCCCACUGACCAACACACUCUGGAGGAACAAACAGUAAACAUGUACAUAUUUUCUACAAUCAGAUCCUUUUCUCACACUCCGCCAUGAAGUGGGAUCUUUCUUUGAUUCUUAAACGUCAGGUGACCCUUAAACUGUCACUGUUGGAGUUUCCUGAAGACAAGUGAGCAUGUUGAUGGUUGAAGGCAGAGAUGGUGUAGUUACACUAACCACAUGAGAACGUUUCUCCACUGCCUUAAAUCAAAUGUUCUAGUUUCAUUUCCUUGUCACUGUAAAUCUCUCCAGAAUCAGAUUCGAUAGUGUUCCUCAUCUUUACAUCGCGCUCCUGUAGUACAGUUAUCUCAGUACACCAGCACCACUCAUCUCAAGGUUGUUUUUACCAUUUUGGGAAAGUUAGUUUACCUAUUGAAGUAUCCACAUUUUGUUUAACGUUGUACCAGUAUGUGUGUGGGUUUAGUUUUGUUUCCUAGUUUUUGUUUUAGGAGAUUUUGCAAAGCUUAUAUUGAUAUUUUCUGAUUUAGUUUUACAUUAAACCUCUUAAAUAUUCACGAGAAAUACCCAGAUUUUUUUUUUAAUCAUGGUGUUUGGGAAAGAAUAAGUCAUGAUGGCCAUUUCGUCUGUCAUUCAGAGUUUGAACAUGUUUCGCUCAUUUGUGUGUUUGUGUACGCCCCUCAUAUGUCUUUACCUCGUGUGUCGUUGCUUUUAAAUAUGUGCCUUUUACCAAAUAGAUACUUCCUCAAUCUUGUCGCUAAUUUGCAUCGAGUAUUUGAUUAAGUGCCUUUCUGAAAAAGAUCUAAAAUGUAUAAAAUGUAAACCUAUGUCUUCUUGUAAAUAAACAGUAUAUUUCAGUGA
Epinephelus lanceolatus (giant grouper) is the source of this 1845-nucleotide messenger RNA. RefSeq names its product NECAP endocytosis associated 2 (gene necap2). Gene Ontology annotation, cellular component: clathrin vesicle coat; membrane. NCBI's taxonomy places the organism in Eukaryota, Metazoa, Chordata, Actinopteri, Perciformes, Serranidae. Gene Ontology annotation, biological process: endocytosis. The record is from RefSeq and is a predicted model, not a curated record.